Messenger RNA from Scleropages formosus (Asian bonytongue), 4652 nucleotides. It is a transcript of the gene acsl6, whose product is annotated as acyl-CoA synthetase long chain family member 6. Gene Ontology annotation, biological process: long-chain fatty acid metabolic process. NCBI's taxonomy places the organism in Eukaryota, Metazoa, Chordata, Actinopteri, Osteoglossiformes, Osteoglossidae. The record is from RefSeq and is a predicted model, not a curated record. Bases 386 to 2554 code for a protein of 722 amino acids. Gene Ontology annotation, molecular function: long-chain fatty acid-CoA ligase activity. Gene Ontology annotation, cellular component: membrane; endoplasmic reticulum. The transcript is spliced from 21 exons.
UAUUCACAUGUGGUUAACCACGUUAGAUUGCAGGACAUUGAUUGAUUGACUCGUGUCCCGCAGCCCAGCAUGCAGGCGGAACGCGACCGCGGUCUCGCAUCACGUCGUCGCCCGCACGUCGGGCAGCAGCAGCCGGUCGCGGCGAUUCCGGCAGCACCGCGUCUGCCUGCGUGUUGCCUCUGCGCUGUGCCGUGCCGUUCCGUGCGUCCGCUGCGUGUGCGCGCUGCCCUGUGCGCGCUGUGUGUGUAGUAGCGCUCAGUGAUUCCCCCCUAAUCCCUCAGAUUGUCGCCGAGCCGCCGAGCUGCGGCACUCCGUCCACGCUGCAGUUUUAAGCUCCUCACUCCAGCGCGCCGUGUGCUGCGACAGCAGACUCAAUGAGAGAGACAUGCUCGCCUUCCUCCUCGUUUCUGGCUCUCUUUGGAUCCUUUUAGAGCUCAGCACCACCCUCAUGGAGAAGGUUCAGGCCCAGGAGUUGCUACGCAGCCUCCGACUGCCAGAGCUGGAUGAUUUGAGCCAGUUCUUCCACUCAUUGCCCACCUCCACCCUGGUGGGCAUCGGGGCCCUUGCUGCUGUUCUGGGUUACUGGUUGGCAACGCGGCCGCGGCCCAUCAUUCCUCCCUGUGACCUCCAACACCAGUCAGAGCAAGUGGAGCACGAGGACGGGGCCCGGCGCUCCAUGCUGGGGGACGGUCCCAAAUUGCUGACUCACUAUCACGAGGAUGCCAAGACCAUGUAUGAGGUUUUUCGAAGAGGCCUCCACAUAACCGGUGAUGGUCCUUGCUUAGGUUCCCGAGAGCCCAAUCAGCCCUACAAAUGGUUGUCCUACAAAGAGGUUACUCUCCGUGCCGAACACCUCGGAUCAGGACUACUGCAUCUGGGCUGCAGGCCAGCCCCGGACCAGUUCAUCGGCGUGUUUGCACAGAACAGGCCGGAGUGGAUAAUUGCAGAGUUAGCCUGUUACACCUACUCCAUGGUGGUGGUGCCACUUUACGACACCCUGGGACAAGAUGCCAUUCGCUACAUCAUCAACACUGCUGAGAUCUCCAUAGUAAUAUGUGACAAACCAGAAAAAGCCCAGGUGCUGCUGGGUAAUGUGGAGAGACAGGAGACCCCAGGAUUGAAGAAGGUCAUUCUCAUGGAUCCAUUUGAGCCCCUUCUUUUGGAGCGAGGGGCCAAGUGCGGGGUCCAUAUCCAGUCGAUGAAAGAGGUUGAGGCCCUGGGCAGGGAACACCACAGAAAGGCCAUGCCUCCUCAGCCAGAUGACCUGUCCAUUGUCUGCUUCACCAGUGGCACCACAGGGAACCCGAAAGGAGUAAUGCUGACCCACGGGAACGUCGUAGCGGACUUCUCCGGCUUCCUGAAAGUGACUGAUAAGGUCAUCUUUCCAUGCCAAGAUGAUGUCCUCAUCUCCUUCCUGCCUCUUGCCCAUAUGUUUGAGAGGCUCAUACAGUCAGUCGUCUACUGCCAUGGCGGGAGGAUUGGCUUUUUCCAAGGAGACAUCCGGCUUCUCGCUGAAGACAUGAAAGCCCUGCGGCCUACCAUCUUCCCUGUGGUGCCCCGGCUCCUUAAUCGCAUGUAUGACAAGAUCUUCAGCCAGGCCAAAAAUCCCGUCAAGCGCUGGCUGCUGAACUUUGCAGCCAAGCGAAAAGCUGCAGAAGUUCAGAGCGGGGUCAUCCGCAGCGACAGCGUGUGGGACAAGAUCUUCUUCAGCAAGAUACAGGCCAGUCUGGGUGGGCGGCUGCGGAUGAUCGUGACGGGCGCCGCCCCCACCUCCCCAGCUGUGCUGGGGUUCCUCAGGGCUGCUCUUGGCUGUCAGGUGUAUGAGGCCUACGGUCAGACAGAGUGCACAGCAGGAUGUACUUUCACCACACCUGGUGACUGGACAUCAGGCCACGUUGGUGCUCCCAUUCCCUGUAACUUAAUCAAGCUGGUGGAUGUGCCAGAGAAGAACUAUUUCGCCUCAAAGGGAGAGGGAGAGGUGUGUGUGAAAGGACCCAACGUGUUUAAGGGCUACCUCAAAGAUCCUGAGAAGACAGCUGAAGCAUUGGAUCCAGAUGGAUGGCUCCAUACAGGAGACAUUGGGAAAUGGCUGCCUAAUGGCACAUUGAAGAUCAUCGAUAGGAAGAAGCACAUUUUCAAGUUGGCCCAGGGAGAAUAUAUCUCUCCAGAGAAGAUAGAGAACAUAUACAUCCGCAGUGAGCCCAUAGCUCAGCUGUAUGUCCACGGUGACAGCCUACAGUCCUGUCUGGUAGGGAUCGUGGUUCCAGAUGCGGAGGUUUUGCCUGCCUGGGCAAAGAAAAGGGGCUUUGAAGGAUGCUUUGGAGAUUUAUGUAAAAAUGUGGAGCUGAAGAAAGCCAUCAUGGAUGACAUGGUGCAGCUUGGCAAAGCCAGUGGACUCCACUCAUUUGAGCAGGUCAAAGAGAUAUACCUUCAUUCUGAGAUGUUUUCCAUAGCCAACGGUCUGUUGACGCCCACAUUAAAAGCAAAGAGACCAGAGCUGAAGGAGUUUUUCAAGGAGAAGAUCGAGGAGCUGUACAGCAACAUCUCCAUGUAAUCCCAUCAAACAAACACCUUGGUUUCUCGGACCUUUAGCAAUAUUGCUCGACAUGAACCAUUUGCCCUUAACUCCUCUUCGAAGCUCAAACAGAUGAAAGAAGGAGAAUCACAAAAGGGAUCACAAAAAAUGCAUGGAGUCCUGUUGAAAUGUGUUUUUAGGUAUGGUACAGCUUCGGUUGCGUAUGUCAGGAGAGGAGAGAUUUAAACCAAAUUACAUGUCUACACAGAGAGCAGCAGGUGAAACCAGCCUGUUUACGUCUCCUUUUCAGGUGAAGACCUGAAACUAAACAAAGACGUCACCAAACGAUGAAAAUAUUUAUUCUCAGAUACAUGUUUUUUUUUUUUUUUUUUCCUUUUGUCCUAAAUGUAGACUCAGAAAAAAAAAAAAGCUUUUUGACUACGAGCAAUGCAUGCUGUGACCUCAGCAGAGCUGGGAUUUUAUUGUCUUGAGUUUUCAGAUGCAUCCACACGCAUCAACACACAUCCGUACACAUGCAUACACACAAACCCCACAGAGUGGACAGAAAUGUAUGAAGGUGUUCUCCUGCACUCCAGCUCUGUACAAGCUCCGAUGAGCUACAAUAACUGAAACGAAGCCAGCAUCCAUUUUUAAAAAUAAAAAUAAAAAAAACAAAAAACUGGAUUAGGGUAGACCAUUGUGACGGCUUUUGAGUUCAUUUCAACCCAAAGUAUUACACUUUAACUGUACUUAUCGAGGGAGAAUAGAUGUAAAUACGUCCGCGUGAGUGUGUGUGUACGUAUGUGUGUGUGUGUGUUAACGUUGGAGUGAAAAGAUAUAGUGAGAAUACCUUAGUCUAGCAUAGUUUUACAGAAUCAGGGUUGGUGGAAAUGGGACACACAAAUAAAAAGAAAUCCUGAAAUAACAUUUUAAUUUAUUCUUUGCAUGUUUUUCCACCUUUUCCUAUGUCAAGUACUGUACUGAAAUGAGGUGUAACCACUGUAAGAUGCUCCUAAAAUUCAUGCCAUUUAUCAAAUGUGUUUACUUGGAAGGACCACUGUUUUACAGUCAUAUUUUGUUAAGAGAUCAACAUGACCUGUACAGUAUACAGUAUUGUGCUGCAGAGCUAGGAGGUAAUACCCUGUUUCAGACACUGAGCUCGUGUAUAUUCUUCUAAAGUCUUGACUUGUGUGAAUAUUGAACCUUUAAACACCUUUAAAGAAGCAGGUUUUUUUUUGCUAACAGCGUGUAAAGUACUUUUAAAUAGUACCAGUUCUACACCUGACGGGUUUUAAUCCCAUAAUCUUGAUUUUUGCUAUGUAGACUAAAACAUUCAGUGUGUUCACUUGAAGGUAAAACGUGUACAGUUUUUAAUAAUAUGACUGAGACUAGAUGUGUGUGAUGUAUGUGUAUAUAUUUCAGUAACGAUGCAGUUUAGGAUUUAAUUUUAAUACAUAGCUAUGAGUCACUUCAAUCAAUACGGUUACUCUACGGAUAUCUUCUGUACAAGGAAAUAUGGGGACUUUUUUGCUCAAUAUUCUGAAAGACAACGGGGCUCCUAGUAGGUUGUGAGUUUUGUUUCUGAGACCCGGUAUGACGUGAUGCAAAAAAUGACUCUGCGAACAUCGCCGCGGUUGCGGGAGAAAUUGCCUCAACUGUCCUCCAUGAUGUCGUGUGAGGUACUACUGCACGUGCACAGAGAGGCAGCAGCUGGCGCCGGACACAGUGAGCCCCUUGCGUGCUUGUGCGCGCGCGCGAGCGCCUGUGCGUGCGCGUGUCCGUGUCUAUUAUUGUACUGUACUUGGACGUUGCCAGCACUUCUGUAUUGCUCUCUCUCUCUGUGGCCGAAUAUUGACGGGAGGGAUCUGACAGAUACACUUUUUGCAUGUUAAAAUAACUUAAAACAUAGCCUUAAACAGCUGCUACGGGAUGACAAAGCGUGGUUUGGGAAUAAACAUAUUUGAACAAAAAUAAACGAUGAAUGUGUACGCGGAAAGAACGCAAGCAUGCCAUGAAGAGUUAAAUGAUAUAUUUUAUAUAAUAUGCGAAAAUGUUAACAAAGACGACGUGCUAUCAUACAGAGUAAAUAUGUUUUAUAUAGUUUAACGAGGCAAAUUGCAUGAGGGGAAUAAAACUA